This is a messenger RNA of Rhincodon typus (whale shark), 2392 nucleotides long. RefSeq names its product zinc finger protein 235-like. Gene Ontology annotation, molecular function: RNA polymerase II cis-regulatory region sequence-specific DNA binding; DNA-binding transcription factor activity. Lineage: Eukaryota; Metazoa; Chordata; Chondrichthyes; Orectolobiformes; Rhincodontidae. Gene Ontology annotation, biological process: regulation of transcription by RNA polymerase II. The coding region runs from base 576 to 1334 and encodes 252 amino acids. The transcript is spliced from 2 exons. The record is from RefSeq and is a predicted model, not a curated record.
AGGAGAAGGUCUGCGGAGGAGCGGAACGGAACCGGGCCGGUGAUGAUGGUGAGGUGGUGGACGAGAGGAGAAGGGAACGGCUGUGGAGAAUUAACCUCAGGAUUAUUAUAAACACCAGGAGUGGCGGGGGCGUGGAGGCUCGAGGCAUUGAAUAAGAGCUCGAUAUUUACCCCGCGGCGCCCCGAAGGGUGGGGGAGACAAGCCCAGGUCUUCAUGGCCGCCAUGUUGGUGAGGGAAGGGUAUCGAGAAAGAGGAUUCACAGAUGAAAUACUCAAAUUGAGCAGCACGCUGAGGUUGUAUAAGAGUCACGCCAAUUCCUAGGCAUCUGAAUAUCACUGGCCUUUGAGGGUGGAUCGAAAGAAAAAUGUUUGUCAUUUUGUCUGCUGGCUUUCAAACUUUGGUGAGACCAGAACAGCAGGAAGGCAUCCAAGUGAAAGUCUUUCAGUGCAAUUACCCAGGUUCACAGCCUUCAGUAACAUUGGACCAUUCAGGGUGGUACGUGUGACCUGUGUGUAUGUGUAUGAAACUUUAACGAGUUAUCCGAACCCAGAGGGAGUGACAAGAGCACUCGCACCAUGGAUAAACCAUGGAAAUGUGGGGACUGUGGGAAGGCGUUCAGCUAUCCAUCGCAGUUGGAAAAUCAUCGCCGCAGCCACACCGGGGAGAGGCCAUUCAUCUGCUCUGUGUGCGGUAAGGGCUUCGCGCAGUCCUUCUGCCUCCAGUCGCACCAGCGGGCUCACACUGAGGAGAGGCCAUUCAGCUGCACGUACUGCGGGAAGAGGUUCCGGUGCUCGUCCAACCUCACGGCCCACCGGCGGGUCCACACGGGCGAGAGGCCGUUCACCUGCUCGGUGUGCGGGAAGGGCUUCACCCAGUCCACCACGCUGCAGACUCACCAGCGGGUCCACACGGGCGAGCGGCCGUUCGCCUGCUCCGAGUGCAGCAAGGGGUUCACCAACUCGUCGCAGCUGCUGAAGCACCAGCGGGUCCACACGGGUGAGAGGCCGUUCACCUGCACCGCCUGCGGCAAGGGCUUCGCCCAGUCCAACAACCUGCUGCGGCACCAGCGGGGCCACGCCGGCGAGCGGCCCUUCUCCUGCCCGGUCUGUGGCAGCGGGUUCACCCACUCGUGGAACCUGCGGGCCCACCAGCGCAUCCACAGCGGUGAGAGGCCGUUCGCCUGCUCGGUCUGCGGCAAGGACUUCACCCGCUCGUCCCACCUGCAGACUCACCGGCGCAUCCACACCGGGGAGAGGCCUUUUGUCUGCUCUGUGUGCGGGAAGGGCUUCACUCAGUCACAGCACCUUCUGUCACAUCAGCGAGUCCAUAAGUGACCACGGGAGGUGGAUUAUUCGAGGCUGCUGGUCACAUCCAGUGGUUGAUAGAAUCCCUACGGCGCUGAAAGAGGCCGUUCGGUCUGUCGAAGUCUGCACCGACCCUCCAAAGGGCAUCCCACCCAGAACCGACCCCCUUCCCUGUCCCUGUAACCCAGCAUGACUAAUCCACCCAGCCUGCACGUUAUGGGAAAUUUAACACGGCCAUUCCACCCAGCCUGCACAUCCCCAGAACACUACGGGACAAUUUAGCACGGUCAAUCCACCCUAACCUGCACAUCUUUGGACUCUGGGAGGAAACCCGUGGCAGAGACGGGAGUGGGGGGAUGUCGUGCGGGCGCCACACGAUCAGAACUGGAAUUGAACCCGGGUCCCUGGUGCUGUGAGGCAGCUGCACCAAUCACUGAGCCACCAUGCCAACCCCCAAAGUCUGACAGUGUUUGGUUUGUUUUCCACUGGCGUUGACGUUCCCAGUAACCGGCUGGAGUUUCGUAUUCUGGAGACGUUGGUGAUUUUUGGGACUGCUUUGUCCCAUUUAGCAUCUUUCCCCUUAAUUCGUGAACUCUUAGCAAGAACCAUAAGAUGAGGAACUCUCACCUCGUCCUCAGGUUCACCUUUGGGACAAAAUGAACAGUGCAGUGCCUGAAAGUAUCCACCGAUUAACAUUUCCAAUUAGAAAGCACUGAUUUUUAAGAAAUCAAGUAACGUUGCCACAGUCUUGCAGGGUCCCUCCAGCUUAAUAAUAUCCUUCAUUAGUGAGAGAAGGUGGUUUAGCCUGAAGGUCACUGUGCCUCAGGCGAGUUGAUAAGAAUAAUCCUACAGCUGUUGUGGGGAUUGAACCCGCACUGCUGACAUCGCACUGCAUCGCAAGCUAGCUAACUGAGCCCCCAAAGUGCCGUUUAAUCCUUGCUGACACUUCCUUCCGACUCUCACGUUCUUCACAGCCGCACCUUCUUUGCGAAAUCAAAUUGCCAGGGAACGCCAGGGGGUGAAAGUGAAGUGAAGCGAAGGUUGCUGUAGUCCCAGAGGUUAUCCUCCCUUCACAGCGAAAUGAUAUG